UAAAAGUGUAUGUGUUGACCUUGCAUAUAAUAACAAAUAGAUAACAUGUUUAUCACAAUAAUCAACACUCUUAUGGCAUACCAUAUUUUUUCACAAAUAAAACGAAUUCUUGCAAAGGAAUUAAGAAGUGAUAUAAAGAAGUUGCUGACUCAGAAUGGCGGACAACCAAGACAGAAGCGGAUGCAGAUUUUCAGAUAAGGUAGCCAUAGUAACAGGAGGAUGUUGUGGAAUUGGUCGAGGAUGUGCUGAUAUACUGGCUGAAAAUGGCGGAACCGUCGUUAUCCUGGAUAUAAAUGAUGAAGUUGGAAAUAGUUUACCCAAAUCUGGAACUGGAAAACUCUUUUACAUACAUUGUGAUAUGCAGAAAGAAGACGAUAUUAAGAAUGCUAUCAAAGAGUGUAUUGACAAAUUUGGUAAAAUCGACUGUUUGGUUAACAACGUAGCACACCAUCCCGGUGUUGGUUGCAUUGAUGACAUAUCUGUGGAGAACUUCAAAGAACUUCUAAAUAUAAACCUUAUUGCUAAUUUCACCGCCAGUAAGUAUGCCCUUCCGUACAUACGGAAGACUGGAGGAAGUAUUGUGAACAUAGCAAGUAUAAGCGGUGUCAUUGCCAAUGCUGCCAGUCCUACGUAUUGCGCUUCGAAGGGUGGAGUAAUAUCUCUGACUAAAGCCCUUGCUAUCGACGAGGCAAAACAUGGAGUUCGUGUAAACGCAAUAGCACCAGGACCAGUUAAUACACCAAUGCUGAAUAAUGUCAUGAAAAAAGCUGGUGAUGUAGAGGGGAUUACAAAAGCUAUGAAAGAGAGUAAUCAUUUGAAGCGUAUUGCAGAUCCAAGAGAGAUUGGACAAGCAUGUCUGUUCUUGGCUGUAGAUGCAACAUUCACUACUGGUGAAGUGCUCAUGUGUACUGCUGGAAAUGAAAUUGGAUAUGGAGUUAAAUAGCUUCUCCUCUUUAAAUAUAAACAGACCAUCUAAAUUUUCUUUCGUAAUGUAAAUAUUACAUUGUAUGUUAUACAGCGUAUGGUGAGAACGAGUAUGUCAAUAUUUUGUACUGUUGUUUCUCUUGCUGUGGCAGCAAAUGUUCUUCAUGUUCGCAGGACUGUAUUCUAUCACAGGCAGAUGACAUAGUGGGUGCUUUGUUUUUUUGUCGCAUCUUGUGUAGAACUGAGGAAGUAAGGACACGCAAAUCGUUUUCUUUUGUUCUACGGGUCUUGAUUAGUUUGUGCAAUGUGACAGGGAACUACAUUCACAAUAUUUGUGCAGAACAAUAAUGAUUUGUUUUUUAAUACGGUCUUGUGUUAUUGUUAGUGUUUGUACGCACUUUAUGUUGAAUAAAGCUGUUUAUUUUCCAAUGAAUGACAAAAAAGACGUCUUACAUUUUCUUGCAUU
This is a messenger RNA of Mercenaria mercenaria, 1390 nucleotides long. RefSeq names its product 17-beta-hydroxysteroid dehydrogenase 14-like. Gene Ontology annotation, biological process: steroid catabolic process. The transcript is spliced from 10 exons. Gene Ontology annotation, cellular component: cytosol. The record is from RefSeq and is a predicted model, not a curated record. Gene Ontology annotation, molecular function: estradiol 17-beta-dehydrogenase [NAD(P)+] activity. NCBI's taxonomy places the organism in Eukaryota, Metazoa, Mollusca, Bivalvia, Venerida, Veneridae. The coding region runs from base 155 to 943 and encodes 262 amino acids.